CUUUUCCAAAUGACGAACUCAAACGUUUAAUACCUGAAACUUGAUUCUCGUUUUGGUAAAUAAAAGCAAGGAGUGGGAAUUGUAUUGAGAUGUGUUCGACUGAAUAUAGAAACAAGAGGAGAAUGGGUAUUGGUGCGCCAACGGCUAAGGGACGUGUACGAGUUGGUGGUGACUCGGGUCUAGCCGGAAACGGCAAGAUUCGGGUCAAUCUGGGAUUUUCUCGUCUUGCCGGAGGCGCUGAUUUGGGGAAGAAGAUAAAAGCAUUCCGGAGCAUAGUUCCAUAUGAAGGGGUAGAAGUGGUGGUAUGGUACUGAUUGCCCCAAAUUGGAAGAACAAAGCAAGGAAACGUCACUCACAUGUGAACGGAAUAUCACCGUAUUUUUGCUUUCCGACAAGAUAGAAAUUCAAUCCGCAGACUUGCUGAGAUACAUAUCUAUCGACUAUCGACCCACUACUAUUUCAUGAGCAAUCUAUACUGUUUUCAAAGUCCAUAAAGAGAAGCGAGGCAGAAAAUUGGGAGUUGAACCAAAAUGGCCUUCUCUUCAACCGGGAGCAUUUUUCUUGAAUUAUUUCUAGUAAUACUCUUCAUUCCAAUCCCGGGUUCAUGCAAGGGAGCAGACAGCAUUACACCAAGUGUGGUGAUUGAAGAUCCCGAGACGAUCGUGUCGACUGGAGAGAUCUACAGGCUCGGGUUCUUCAGCCCUCAAAAUAGCAGCAAUCGUUAUAUGGGGAUCUGGAAUAAUGUGUCUAAAGAAUCUGUUGUGUGGGUGGCCAAUAGGGAUAAACCCCUCCUUAAUGAUUCGUCUGGGGCGAUUACCAUAUCCGAAGAUGGCAAUCUUGUUCUCAUGGCUUCCAACAAACAGAUUCUUUGGUCAUCCAAUGUCAGGAAUCUUUCCCAGAAUACGAGUGUUCAGCUUCUGGAUUCUGGGAAUCUUGUCUUGCGGGAUAACUCAAACGGCCGCGUAGCAUGGGAGAGCUUUAGGCAUCCUGCUGAUGCUUUCCUGCCAACUCUACAAAUAACUGACAAUAAUCGAACAGGGGAGAAGGUUGUACUAACCUCGUGGAGAACUCUGGAGAAUCCAGACUAUGGAGAUUUCAGUGCUGGAAUCCAAGCUUCAGCCAUUCCACAAGUGUUCAUCUGGAACGGGAGUCGGCCGCACUGGAGAAGUGGCCCCUGGAACGGUCUCAUUCUCACUGGAGUGACAGAUAUGUAUGCUGUGUAUCUUGAUGGAUAUAGGCUCACCAGAGAUGAAUACGGCACUGUCUCCUUCACUCGGGAUUAUUAUGGAAAUAUUUUGAUGAAAAUCAUUUUGAAGCCGAAUGGAAGUUUCGUGCAGACAAUGUGGGAUGAGGCCAGGAGGAACUGGAAUGUCACAUGGGUUGCUCCGAUUGAUGUUUGUGAUGUUUAUGGUGCAUGUGGGCCUUUUGGGAGCUGUAGUUUGAGGAAUUUGCCGAUGUGCAGCUGUCUCAAAGGGUACGAACCAGUAAACUAUGAGGAAUGGGUUAAAGGGAACUGGAGUGGUGGAUGUGCGAGGAGGAGUGCCUUGCAGUGCGACAGAAGUGAUAGCUCUAGUGAUAAAAGCAGAGGAGAUAGAUUUUCUAUGCUCGCGAAUGUUAAAGUGCCCGAUUUUAUUGAGGUAACAGUAGGUAGGAAAGAUGAAUGUGAAGGUUUGUGCUUGAGAAAUUGUUCGUGCAUAGCCUAUUCACAUGAUCCCGGUAUUGGUUGCAUGUUCUGGAGGGAUAGUUUGAUUGAUGUUCGCCAAUAUCCCAGUGGUGGUUCGGAUCUCUAUGUGCGCGGGGCCUACUCUGUCUUAGAUGAGCAAAGGGACCUAAAAGUGAUCAUCAUAGUCCCAGUGAUUGCUGGAUUGACAGUUAUAUCCAUUUCCAUACUUGCUUUUUGGUUCUGGAGGACUAAGAGAAAUGGAACUGAAAGAAAACGCAAAAAACAAGCUUAUCCUUUAGAUUCAAGUGAAAUGGCGCUAAGAGAUGAUGUAGUUGAAGUUAGUCUGGAUGAAUUACCAUUGUAUAGCUUCGACACACUUGCAAAAGCUACAGACCAUUUUGACACGGCUAAUUUAUUGGGGAAGGGUGGUUUCGGACUCGUGUAUAAGGGUAAGUUGGCAAAUGGGAAGGAAAUUGCUGUGAAAAGGCUGUCAAGAGAAUCUGGACAAGGGUUGCAAGAAUUCAUGAAUGAAGUAGUUGUGAUCUCCAAACUGCAGCACAGGAAUCUUGUGAGUUUGCUUGGAUGCUCCGUUGAAAGAGAAGAAAAAAUGCUGAUUUACGAAUUCAUGGCCAAUGGAAGCCUAGACGUGCUUCUUUUUGAUCCAUCUCAAGGAAUCCUGGACUGGGAGAAACGUUUCAAUGUAAUGCAAGGUAUUGGAAGAGGCCUUCUGUAUCUCCACAGGGAUUCGCGAUUGAUGAUAAUCCACAGAGACUUAAAGCCAAGCAAUGUGUUGCUAGACGAGGAUUGGAGUCCCAAAAUCUCAGAUUUUGGCAUGGCCAGAAUAUUUGGAGGAAGAGAAGAUCAAGCCAACACUGCUAGAGUGGUUGGUACAUAUGGAUAUAUGGCACCUGAAUAUGCAAUGCGAGGAAGAUUUUCAGAAAAAACAGAUGUGUUCAGCUUUGGUGUUAUAGUGUUGGAGAUAAUUAAUGGGAGGCGAAACACGAGCUUCUACGAUGAUGAUAUGGCUCUUAGCCUUCUUGAACAUGCAUGGAGACUAUGGAACCAAGGCAAUUUUGAGGAAUUCAUAGAUCAAAGGAUAUAUAGUCCAAGCUUGGUGGCAGAGAUCAUUCGAUGCAUAAACAUUGGAUUGCUUUGCGUCCAAGAAUUUCCUGACAAGAGGCCCACAAUGUCAACUGUUUUAUCAAUGCUUGGUAAAGAGAUUGCUAUUCUGCCUUCCCCAGAACAGCCUGCAUUUACUAAGAAGCCAACGAGAAACCAUCCGUUAUCGUCUUCCUCUCAGAGCCACGAGACAACGGGCUCCCUCAAUAAUGUCAGUAUUACAGUGAUUGAGGGGCGAUAACAGAAUAGCAUCGUAGAAAGAUGAAACAGCAAAAACCAAGAAAAGAGAAAAAGGGGAAGAUGAGAAAAGUGAGAGAAUCUGCAGAAAAGGUGUGGAUUGGAGUCUUGUAACUGAAGCCUUACUACAGGAACUAGGCUGCUUAAAUUCAUAUCCACUUCCCCUUCCUUUAAAUCAACCUCUUGAAAGAAUACGAUUCAUUUUAAUUUUAUUAAACUCAACUGCUUAAUCA
Salvia miltiorrhiza (redroot sage) is the source of this 3252-nucleotide messenger RNA. Its product is annotated as G-type lectin S-receptor-like serine/threonine-protein kinase At1g11300. Gene Ontology annotation, biological process: recognition of pollen; protein phosphorylation. The transcript has 8 exons. Gene Ontology annotation, molecular function: protein serine/threonine kinase activity; ATP binding. The record is from RefSeq and is a predicted model, not a curated record. The coding region runs from base 531 to 3023 and encodes 830 amino acids. Lineage: Eukaryota; Viridiplantae; Streptophyta; Magnoliopsida; Lamiales; Lamiaceae.